Molecule: messenger RNA, 19328 nt
Organism: Daphnia pulex (common water flea)
Lineage: Eukaryota; Metazoa; Arthropoda; Branchiopoda; Diplostraca; Daphniidae
Gene: Dhc93AB
Product: dynein beta chain, ciliary-like
Exons: 40
Coding region: 1582-15297 (4571 amino acids)
Biological process (GO): microtubule-based movement
Cellular component (GO): dynein complex
Molecular function (GO): dynein intermediate chain binding; minus-end-directed microtubule motor activity; dynein light intermediate chain binding
Source: RefSeq, a predicted model, not a curated record
GAACUAGGCAGGUUGUUCAUUUUAUUUCGUCGUCUACAGCAGAUAGGAGGUAAUCGAGCACGUGAGUUGAGUAGGGACUAGGGAGAUUUAUUUCGGAAAAGAUCGCUUUAGUUAAGUGUAUUAAAAAGACAAAAUGGACGACAUGGAAGACAAAAUACAUCCAUUUUUUUCUGACUUGGUAGAAACGGCCCUUGCUUUUGAAUAUCCUGGUGGACCACUUGAACUCAGUAAAGUUACAUCAGAAGAUGAUUUUGUGAAGCCUUAUACUGGACAACACUUUACAUUUCGAAUUCCUUAUUCUGGGACAUUUGUUGAAUGGGAAAUCCUUUUUGAUCCCAAGAAUCCAGCCCAGCCACCUGAUUUUGUUUGUGCCGAUGACAUAAAUUGUGAUCCAGAAUCCUACUGUCAAAUGAUGCAGUUCUGGGAUUUGCAAAGUCCUGAUUGUUUAGCGAAAUUGAUCAGUCAGUUGAUCCAUAUAUACAAAGAAUACCAAAUUUCUCAAAUUCUGGGCUUCGGAAAAGCAGCUGAAACCUAUCACUCCUUGGUGACAGCAGGUGUCUUGGUUGAAAACAUUGAAGCAUGUUACCUCUCUCGAGAAAGAAAAUUCAACUUUUUGAUCAAGCUGAAUGUAAAUGAUGAAGAUCUCCCUGUAGUCAAAGGGCUUGGAAGCAUUCUAGUAUACGCUGGUCUGCUGUUUUGUUUGGGAAUGGAUGGAAAAAUUCUAACCCAUUCACUAGUCAUUUCUCCCUACCUUGAACGCCUCCUUGGCUCUCAACUGCUGGACCAAUUACAGUCGACUUCCUCGUUCAGCCAAAACAUUGACGCCCUCGUCCUUAACGAUUUCAGUUUAUCAUUGUAUCGAAUUCUGAAAAAGGUCAGAGAAAACCAUAAAAGACGCCGUGAUACUGUAUCUACCCUACUCAGUCUCUAUCCAACUAACGUUGUCUUCUACGACGAGGAAUUGUACAGCCAUAUUAUCCUACUCUUCAAGUUAGAUGAUGCUCGCUACGUAACCCGCCUGGAAUUGAAUGACGAGGCUAAAUUCAUUUUCUUUGCUAUGGACUGUCCCGUCAAAAUCGCAAAAGAAGAAACCAUUCCCUACACAGAAACUGAGACGCUCUCCUUUGCACACAAACCUUCCACCGCUGAGUUUUCCAAGUACCUCCACAAAACGCUUACUUCAAAAUUGAAACUGUUUGUCAACAGAGCCCUGAAAAGUGUUACACCAGCUUAAUUUUUUAGCUUCGACCUAACCGAAUUAUCAUCUUCAAUCAAUAUGGUUGCAUUUUGAACGUAUAGGUGCUAUUAGGGAAUCGAGCACCGGUUGCCAUGUCCCUCUUGCUGGUCUUAUUGCGAUUUCUUCUAUCCUGAAGCAUUCCUUACACGAAAUGUAACAUGUAAAAAAAAAAAAAAAAAAAUGUGAAAUCGAUUGACCAAAUGUGUCGGUUAAAAAACGUCACCGAGGUGAAAUCGACCCAACAGCAGCCCUGUCAGUUCACAACACCGAGUUGGUUUGUAAUAACUAAUAAGUAGUCUUGAUGGGCAAUUCGGAAAGAAAAAUUAUUGGAAAUUAGUGGAAGGAUGGCGACGAAACCGGAAGGGGUGAACGUCAUCUUGGGCGGAGAACCAGCAUCUUCCCAAGCUCAGCCGACAGAUGUUCGACUCGAAUUCCUCUCACACGUCAUUCAGAAAUCUUUGCGUUUGAAGGCCGAUCGUUGGAUCAAAGUGUUGACUGUCGAAGAAUACCGCAAAAUUAUUCAAGAAUUUCUCGAAAAUGCCGAACCUCCUCUCCUCAUCUUUACGCAGAGCGGACCAGGUAUUUUGGCUGUUAGCAAUGCUCCACUCAACAGCCCGCAACAUCCGGCUGUGACUCUUACAACUGGAGGCGGGAGCUCGGCUGCUCGUAUGAAAUCGCUUUAUUUCCUGAAGAAACGACCCGAGCCAGUUAACCGCGAGGAUCCACGCAGUUCCUUAUUGUUCGGCGAUUUGGCUCCGCAUCCGCUGGAGCAAGUUCUCACCUUUCUGGAUGACGUGGUGGCGCCCGUGUUAGAUCAAACAUCUAAAGGACGAAAGGAUAAUCAGAGUUUGCAGUUGCCAUGGCCACCUGCCGUAUCGAUGGAAUUGGAACGCCAGGCUAGAAAUAUUCGCGGAACUGUCAAUCGAGCUCGAGGUCUUCUUGAUGGCAAAACGGUUUUGUAUUGGCCCUGGACAGGUGCAGCUAGGACCGAGCUACCAAGUCGAAUGGAAAUGGAAAGCUGCGUCCAGCAGUGGACCACUCAGCUAACACCUUUACUAGAGGCCGAAGAGCGUGGUAUUAGCGAGCGAGCGUCUCUCAAUGACGAAGUGAUGUACUGGCGCAACCGCAGCCAAGAUUUGGAAAAUAUUUUCGAGCAAUUGAAAGAAGGAGUCGUCCGUCAAAUGGCCGCUACGCUAGAAGAAAUCGGCAGUGCUCAAUCUGCCACUUUCAAAAUGCUUUUGCGCAGGUUGAUUGCCGCUCUGGCUGAAGCUCAAGAGAUCUCGCUUCACCUCAAACCCAUCAUCAAACCACUGGAAAACCUGGAAGCGGCUGAUGUGACUGAAAUGGCCCAACCGCUACGAGUUUUGCUCCACACGGCCUCACUCGUCUGGUGCACUUGCGCUUAUUUCCGCCAGCCAAUCAAAUUAGCCAAUCUAAUCCGACAAGUAGGAAAUGCUUUGAUUGACCGAUGUCGGGUCUUUCUCGACUCACGUUCCAUCUUCACCUGGGAGAUUGAAGAAGCCAUGGAAAAGACUGCGGCUGCCCGAACCAUUUUCGGUCAUUUUCGCCAGUUUUAUAAUGAAGAACGUGAAAAUAUCCCCAGCCUGACUACACGUCUCCGUGAAGCCAAACGCUGCACUUUAACGCUGAGUCGAUCGGAAGCGAAAGAACUUUGGAAUCCGCCCACGCAGAUCGUCUUUGAAAAAGUGACCAUCUUCGAGAAACGAUUGGUGACCAUCGUCAAAAUCUUCCAAUUGAUUCAAGAAUUCUCACGACUGAGCCGAGUCGAAUUGAGCGCCAUGGGUGGACGGAGUUUAACCGCUCAGGUGCAAAAUAUCUGCAACCAAUUUUGCGAUAUUAAAGCACCAGUUGUCAGCGGUCAGUUUGGCGACUGUAUGGACCCGGACAACCAUCAAUUCGAAACCGUAGCCGUCGAUUUUCAACAUUCAGUCGUUGGUCUAGAAGAGAAAAUGAUUUCGAUUGUCAGUAACGCCCUCACUGAUGCCACGACACCUUUGAAUGCUUACCGAGUCAUUCAACUGCUGGGCAGUUUCCUCGACAGGCCGGCCAUGAUGCAGAAAGUCCGCGAAAGUUAUCCUCGUCUAGUGACCUUGGCCCUACAAGAAAUAUCUACCUGUUCCGAUUACCUCAAGAGCCUACCGAAUGCCGUCGAGUCCCUGGAUUUGGUCAGUUCCGUCCGACAAAUUCAGCAAAUCAGCAGGCGGGCCCGUGGUCAUUUGGCCGCUUGUAACAGUCUUGGAAUUGAAAGCGAUGUGGUCGGUAUGAAAACCCUGGAGGAAAAACACAAACACUUGGAAGACGCUGUCCACGUUAAGAUGAAUCAACACCUGGAAUUGUGGACGGCCCGGAUGAAUCGUAUCGCUAUUCAUCGUCCGCUUUUAACCGUCGCCGAGGCAGGAAACGGGCGGGUACAGAGCGGAGCAGAAAACGCCAUGGCCCGAAUGGUUACCGAGUGCCGCCAGCUGCAGCAGAUUUUGGAUUGCUCCACCGUUCCGCCCAGCUGGGAAUCCUGGACGGCCAUUUACGGUUCACUCAAGAUCAAGAUGAAGUUGGUAGAUAUCAUCGUCAGUUGCUGCAGCAAUACCGAGGCUUCCCUGACUCCAUCCACCCGCUGUCUACUCGAGCCACGCCUAUUGACCAUCAAGGCUGAAAUUGUUGCAAAGUGCCAGAAUUCGACAUGGACGUGGGGCAGUCAAGAUACCACGGUGAAGGAUGAGCUUCGCGUGAUGGCCGAGACGACACUGCGACUGCAUCAAGCCAUGAAGAAGUUUUCGUCGACUGCCGAAACCGUCCAGUCUAUCGCGAAUGGAUGGUCCAAGGCUCCCAUCGUCGAGUUCCAAGAAGGAAUGCUACCGUCUGGCGAACAGUUGGUUGAAUUAUUCAACAAGAAAUACAGCGAAUACGCUGCCAUCUCCAAGAAGAUUGGAUUGAUUGUCGGAGAAGCCCAGCAAAUGAUGCCAGACUUACCAGCAUCAGAUUGGGUCACGUAUUUGGAGAUGAUUGACGGAAUCAUUCUCGAAGGUUUACUCAAAGCAAUCACCAACACGUACCAGCACUUUAUCGAAAUGACUAAUAAAGGCAAUUUAUACGAGCUACAGUUGAAUAUAACAACGGAAGGUAUCAGCUUCCAGCCGCCGCUAACGACACCAAUCAAUAACGGGACGGAAGCCCAAGUGGGCUCAGGAGGCAUCAUGCAGCAAUUCGCCGUUUUAAUGACGGGUGUCACCAAAGUGGCCAGUUCAAUGGUACCCCUCAGCAAAGAAGUUCAAUUCCCGCACAGCGUCGACAAUAACACGCAAGUUAUGACGCUCCAACAAGACUUGAACGCCACCGUCUCAAACGCCGUAACUGGAGUUUCCGAAUCUGUUCAAUCGCUGGAGCAGUAUUCAUUCCUUUGGAACACGGACCCCAAUAUUUAUUUGCACAACUUUUUGCAUCACACCUGUCUGCUGGGCGAAUACGUACAUGACAACGCCCCUGCAAAUCCAGCCACCCUGCCGCACUUUAGACAGCAACUGGUCCAACUUACGGAAUGGAAAGUCACCACCUCCGAUUGCAUCAAAGAAUUGGAGAAGGUUGGAAAAAGUUGUAAACUGAAACUCAACGUCAAACCGGCCCUUCAGAGCAUCAAAAACAUAAUGCGAUCAUGGCGAGUGCUCUUACUGGAACACGUUACCAAUUACGUCAUGGACAGUGUGUGCGAUCUCGAGACAUUCUUGCAAGAAGCCGAAGAAGGUUUGGUCUGGCGCACAGGUGAAAAUGAGAACGGAGACUCUCACAAUGGACGCGAGGCUCUCCUCCGCAUGAUGGGUCAUUUGGCGGAAGUACGUUCCAGACAGUCGGGCACCGAUGCUCUCUUUGCUCCACUGCAAGAGGCGGCUACACUAUUGAGGGAAUCGGAGAAUGAAUUAUCCGAAGAGAUCCUUCUCAAACUGAAACAUCUUCCUGAAAGGUGGGAAGACAUCAAAGAAUCUGCUCAUGUAGCCAAACAACAAGUCGCAUCGCUGCAAGCCAACGAGAUCGCAGCAGUUCGCAAGAAGUUGGGCUCAUUCGAGUUGAGGCAACUUCAAUUUAGAGACGAAUUCCAUCGUCAAGACUUUUUCCGGUUCAAUUGUGAGGAUCCUUACAAGACCCUCGACCAUAUCCAUCACCGUAUCUGCGCCAUGGAGAAAUAUUUAGAAGAAUUAUCCAACUGGGCCGCUCUGUUUGAAGUUCCCGUCUCCGAGUUUCGAGGCUUGAAGAACUGCCGACGCGAGACGAUUAUGAUCAAGCAGUUGUGGGACUACUCGUACGUUAUCAGAUCAAGUGUUGACAACUGGAAGACGACGCACUGGAAGGAAAUCGAUGUCGAGCGAAUGGAAAUUGAAUGUAAACAUUUUGCUAAAAAUAUCCGCGGUCUCGACAAGGAGAUGAGAGCAUGGGACGCUUAUAUUGGACUCGAUGCUUCCGUCAGAGAUCUCUUGACUUCACUCAAGGCUAUUUCUGAAUUGCAAAAUCCUGCUGUACGUGAACGACAUUGGACUCAACUCAUUGAAGCCACUAAACGCAAAACAUUCCUCAGAGACAAUUUUACUGUCAGCCUGGUGACUGGUAUCGAUACUACACUUGCAGAUUUGCUGGCCUUGGAUCUUCACCGUUACGAAGAUGAAGUGCGAUCGGUAGUUGACCGGGCCGUGCGUGAAGUGUCAAUGGAGAAAACGCUGCGAGAGUUGGAAGCUACUUGGGCCACUCUGGAGUUGGGCAAAGAAGAACACGCUCGAACGGGAUUGACUUUGCUGAAAGCAUCAGAUGAGCUCAUCGCAACUCUGGAAGAUAAUCAGGUCCAAUUGCAAACUUUGGCCAGUUCCAAGUACGUUGCCCAUUUGAUGACCGAUGUCUUGGACUGGCAGCGUCGCUUGGGACUUGCAGAUCAAGUGCUGGCAUUGUGGUGUGAAGUCCAGCGUUCCUGGUCCCAUUUAGAGUCCAUUUUUGCCGGUUCUGGCACGGACGAUAUUCGUCAACAACUACCCGAAGACUCUAAUCGUUUUGACGAGACCAACGCCAAUUUCAAAGAACUUCUCGGCCACUUACUACUGAAACCCAACGUCAUUAGCGUGGCCACACGUCCCAACGUCCUCGACGACUUGCACCGCAUCGAUUCCCAGUUGCAGCUCUGCGAGAAAGCACUUGCCCAAUACCUGGAAUCGAAACGUGUCGACUUUCCGCGCUUUUAUUUCGUCUCUACAGCCGAUUUACUCGACAUUCUUUCCAACGGCAAUAGUCCGCAGUUGAUUCAAAGGCAUUUGACGAAAUUAUUUGACGCUUUGGCGCGCAUCAAAUUGGAACCCAUCACAACUACCCAAAAAGAUGGACCUUAUCAAGCGGUGGGGCUUUGGUCUAAAGACGGAGAAUAUGUUCCUCUGUGUAAACCUAUCCAGUGCGUCGGCCAAGUGGAGGGCUGGUUGAAUGCGCUGGCCGAUUCCAUGCGAGUCUCUUUGCGUCUUUUACUUCAAGACGCUGUGGCCAUUCUGGAAGAAAAAACUAAAGACACGUGGAUUUGGGAUUUCCCAGCCCAAGUGACUUUGACGGCGUCUCAAAUUGCAUGGAACGCUGAAGUCAGCGCAGCUUUCCAAAGGCUGGAAGAAGGUUAUGAAAAUUCUAUGAAGGAUCUGCAUAGAAAACAGAUUGUCCAAUUGAAUUCGCUUGUUGGACUACUUGGAGGUGACCUCAGUCCAAACGACAGGCAGAAAGUUAUGACCCUGUGCACGAUUGACGUUCACUCACGAGACGUUGUCGCUCGACUGGUCCAGCAUAAAGUGGAAAGCAGCCAGGCUUUUGCAUGGCAAUCUCAGCUUCGUCACAGAUGGAAUUAUACGGAAAAGGAUUGUUUCGUUAACAUUUGCGAUGCCCAAUUUCGUUAUUGGUACGAAUAUCUCGGCAACACUCCACGUCUUGUAGUGACACCUUUGACGGAUCGUUGUUACAUCACGCUGACACAGAGCUUGCAUCUCACUAUGGGAGGUGCACCGGCCGGCCCGGCUGGUACCGGUAAAACGGAAACGACCAAAGAUCUGGGUCGAGCUCUGGGCAUGUUGGUCUAUGUCUUCAAUUGUUCAGAACAAAUGGAUUACAAAACGUGCGGCAACAUUUACAAAGGAUUAGCCCAGACGGGCGCGUGGGGAUGUUUUGACGAGUUCAAUCGUAUCUCGGUUGAAGUCCUCUCAGUCGUCGCUGUCCAAAUUCGUUCCAUCUUGGACGCUCUACGUCAGCAUCGAGAGCGCUUCUUUAUGAUGGAAGAAGAGAUUCAACUUCAGCCUACAGUCGGUAUGUUCGUCACUAUGAAUCCUGGCUACGCAGGAAGAACAGAGCUCCCAGAGAACUUGAAAUCACUCUUCCGACCAUGCGCCAUGAUCGUCCCUGAUUCCGAUCUUAUUUGCGAAAUCAUGUUGGUCGCCGAGGGUUUCCUGGAAGCCCGAACUCUGGCCCGCAAGUUGGUCACCCUCUACUACUCCCUGUGCUGCCGUCUGCUAUCCAAACAGGAUCAUUACGAUUGGGGAUUACGAGCUAUCAAGUCUGUGCUAGUACUGGCUGGUACUUCCAAACGAAACAAUUCCAUUCACAAUCUGAGCGAAGAGCAGCUAUUAUUAGGUGCUCUUCGCGAUGCCAAUUUGCCGCGUUUGGUUUCUGACGAUGUUCCUGUAUUUUUGGCUUUGUUGGGUGAUCUUUUCCCAUCGGUUGAACUCAAUCGCAUCUCUGAUGCUACGAUGGAAAGAACUAUUCGGCAAGCUGCUCUAGAUUUAAAGUUGCAGCCAGAGGAUAUUUUUGUGACUCGAGUUGUCCAGUUACACGAACUUCUUCAAGUUCGACAUUCAGUUUUCGUGCUCGGUCGAGCAGGUACGGGGAAAACGCAAGUCUGGCGGACCCUUUUACGAACGUACGCCUUGAUGAGAUUGCGACCCGUCUGUGUGGACAUUGAUCCAAAGGCUGUGACAUCCGACGAGCUUUUUGGCUUCGUUAAUCCAACCACAAGAGAAUGGAGGGACGGUUUGUUGUCAUCGAUCCUUCGAGAACAGGCCGCUCAAAGCGCCAACAAACCAAACGCGGGACCUAAAUGGAUUGUCCUCGAUGGUGACAUCGAUCCUGGAUGGAUCGAGUCGCUCAACACAUUGAUGGACGACAAUAAAAUCCUGACACUAGCCAGCAACGAGCGUAUUGCAUUGACGCCUCAAAUGCGGUUGUUAUUUGAAAUUUCACAUCUGAAAUGUGCUACCCCUUCAUCUGUUUCCCGAGCUGGCAUUGUCCAUUUGAACGUGCAAGACCUCGGAUGGACUCCUUACAUCACCAGUUGGAUCGAAUCGAGGACUGAAGGUUCGGGCACUGAUGAAGAACCAGGUCCUUUGGAGGAUAUCGACUUACCUGGCGGUACUCUCCACCAGGGCGAACGACAGUACUUGACAAUCCUGAUGGACAAGUAUAUUCCCAGUUGCCUGGAAGUCAUCCGCACACGUUUCAAGACCAUCCUUCCCAUUCCGGAAAUCUGCCAUUUGCAAAUGCUCUGUCGCUUGCUGGAUUGCUUACUUACACCAGCCAUCAUGACAUCAGAAAAUCCUCGUGAACUGUUUGAACUUUAUUUCGUCUUUGCGUGCGUUUGGGCUUUCGGAUCCGCUCUACCCGGUGACCUCAAUUGCAACCAGCGAGCGGAUUUCAGCACUUGGUGGGUUAGCGAAUUCAAAGCCGUUCGAUUCCCCGUGGCAUUCGGGUGCCCGACCGUGUUCGAUUUCUGUAUCGACACGGAAUUGCAAACGUUGGUUCCCUGGACUGAGCGAGUCCCUAAAUUUGAUCCUGAUCCCGACCUGCCUAUUUACACGACUUUGGUUCCAACUGCCCAGUCCACUUGCCUUCGCUAUUUCCUCGAUUUGUUGAUGCGAGCUGGCCAACCGAUUUUACUGGUUGGAGCUUCGGGCAGCGGUAAAACGGCCUUAGUGGAAGAGGCCCUGGGUUCCCUCUCUGAAGAAUACAUCACUCGUGCCGUACCUAUGCACUACUACAUGACGUCAGAGAUGCUGCAAGGUGUACUAGAAAAUUCCCUGGAAAAGAAGGCCGGAAGAAGCUACGGACCCCCGGGAACCAAGCACAUCAUUUACUUUUUAGACGAUUUCAACGCACCUCAUAUGGAUAUUUACGGCACUGCCCAGGCGCACACUCUACUGCGACAGCAUCUUAGCUACGGCCAUUGGUAUGAUCGAAUCAAGCUGGUACCCAAAGAAAUCAAAAACGUCCAGUAUAUUGCCUGCAUGAAUCCCACCGCUGGAACUUUCACCAUCGACUCCCGCCUUCAUCGUCACUUCAUCACAUUCGCCGUCAGCACUCCGAGCAACGAAACCCAGGAAUUGAUGUUUGGUUCGUGGCUCCAGCGUCAUUUCGGCAAUCCGGUGCAGCGGUUCGCCCCCAAUCUACUCAAUCUUGUCCCGGCUUUGGUGGUGGCCUCCAUGACGCUCCACCAACGACUUUGUUUGAUUUUCCAAGCGACAGCCAGCAAGUUCCUCUACGGAUUCAACUUGCGCGAUCUAUCUGCUCUCUUUAAAGGAUUACUCCUUAGCACACCGGAAACCGUCCAGACCAGUUUGUCGCUGGUCCGGCUGUGGGCGCACGAAGCUCACCGCGUCUACGGUGAUCGACUCAACGACGACAAGGAUGCCGACAUGUUCAAAAAAGCCUUGGUCGAUACGGUCAAGAAAUGCUUCGAUCGACAGUCGGCGUCGGAUCAAGCGCUCGAGUCUUGCUGUGCCGCGCUGGCCGAUGUGGACGAAGCCAGUGUCAUGCGGACACCUUUACUGUUUUGCCACUUUUCACGCGGACUGGGCGACGCUAAAUACGGCGAGGCGGAAGGAUACACUUCACUCAACGGCAUUCUUCAUCAGGCGCUGGCGGCCUAUAACGAACUCAAUCCCGCCAUGGAGCUCGUCCUCUUUGAAGAUGCCAUCUCGCACGUUUGCAGGAUCAAUCGAAUCCUAGAGCUGCCGAGGGGACACGCCCUUUUGGUCGGCGUCGGCGGAAGCGGCAAACAGAGUUUAGCUAGGUUAGCAGCUUCCGUCGCCGGAUACGAUGUGACUCAACUGCAAAUCCGACCGGGUUAUGGCAUUCCGGAAUUGCGGACUGAUUUAUCCGCUCUCUGCCUCAAAGCUGGACUGAAGAAACUACCGACUGUGCUGCUAGUCACGGAUGCCCAGCUAGUCGACGAGACCCUGCUCGGUCCAAUUCAUGAUUUUUUGGCAGCUGGAGAGAUUCCGGGACUCUUCAACGACGAUGAAAUCGACAAUGUCGUUCAGGCCGUGCGCAAUGAAGUCAAAGCACUGGGCUUGAUGGAUUCCCGUGAUUUGUGCUGGCGUUUCUUCUUAGAACAAGUGAGACGUCAUUUGCACAUCAUCCUGUGCUGUUCACCUGUCGGUUCGACUCUGCGAUUACGGACGCAACGCUUUCCUGCGCUAUUGGCUAGUAUGGCCAUCGAUUGCUUCUUACCGUGGCCUCACGAAGCUCUACUUUCCGUCUCAUACAAAUAUCUGUCCAACAUCACUGUUCCGCUACCGGAUGGAUUCGUCGAUUCCGCUUCGCAGUUCAUGGCCUAUGUUCACUCGAGCGUCAGUGACACUUGUCGCUCUAUGCUGCAAACAGAGGGCCGUUACGCAUACACGACUCCGAAAUCAUUUUUGGAACAGUUGCAGCUUUUUGUUCGACUUCUCGAACGACAGACCUCUUUGCUCCAGGCUAAAAUUGGGCGACUGGAGAACGGCCUGGAUCGAUUGCGGGUAGCUGCAUUACAAGUGGACGAUUUGAAGGAAGUUUUGGCCGUCCAGGAAGUUGAAUUGCUCAAGAAAACUGAAGAAGCUGACCGUUUAAUCAACGUGGUGCGUAUCGAAACUGAAAAAGUCAGUAAGGAGAAGUUGUUGGCCGAUGCCGAAGAGAAGCGUGUGGCCGCAAUGGCCAUUGAAGUAGCUCAAAGGCAGCGUGAGUGCGAAGAAGAUUUGGUUAGAGCCGAACCAGCUUUAGUUGCCGCCCAGGAAGCCCUCAACACCCUCAAUAAAGCCAAUCUGACUGAGCUCAAGUCAUUCAGCUCACCUCCGCUUGCCGUAACAAACGUGACAGCCGCCGUUCUAGUCCUUUUAUCCCCGCAAGGUAAAAUCCCAAAGGAUCGAUCAUGGAGGUCAUCAAAGAUAAUGAUGGGAAGAGUCGAUCAAUUUUUGGAUUCGCUGAUCAAUUACGACAAAGAGCACAUCCAUCCGGAUGUUAUUCGUGCAAUCCAUCCUUAUCUGGAUAAUCCCGAGUUCGAUCCUGAAUUCAUCUCGUCAAAAUCAUCGGCUGCUGCCGGCUUGUGCUCGUGGGUCAUCAACAUCAUCCUCUUCUACGAGGUUUACUGCAACGUUGAACCCAAACGUCGUGCGCUGGAAGCGGCCGACGCCGAAUUAGUUGCAGCCCAAGAAAAAGAAGCCGCCAUUAAAUCCAAAGUCAGAACUCUGGAAGCCACUCUGGAGCAAUUGACGGCGGAAUUCGAGAGAGCCAACGCUGAAAAGAGAGAAUGCCAAGAAGAGGCGGAACACACCAAUCGGACACUAGUCCAAGCCAAUCGACUGAUUCACGGACUGGCAUCUGAGAAAAUUCGCUGGUUCCAGGCCGUUGAAUUCCUUCGUCGCAAUGAACUGACGAUGGCUGGCGAUGUUUUGCUUACCACAGCUUUCGUAUCUUACGCCGGAAUCUUCCCAAAACGUUACCGAACUCAUCUGCUCUCUAAGGCGUGGAUUCCUUUCCUUAACGGACUUGCCACCAAGCCAGUCCUGUUGUCCGAGAGCUUCGAUCCUGUCAAUCUUCUAGCCGAUGCAGCGCAAAUAGCUACGUGGAACAAUCAAGGACUUCCGGCCGACCGGAUGUCGAUUGAAAACGCCGGAAUUCUAACAACUUGCGAGCGUUGGCCGCUAUUGAUUGACCCUCAGUUGCAAGGAUUGAAGUGGAUCAAAGGACAUUAUGGAGAUCGUCUGCAGAUCACUUCAUUGGGGCUCAAAGGUUUUCACGAGAUGUUGGAGCGCUGCUUACGGGAAGGCCGAGUGCUCCUCAUUGAAAAUGUAAACGAAGAGCUGGAUUCGUCGCUGGAUCCACUGAUGAGCCGGCAGUUUGUCAAGAAAGGAAAAGCCAUUAAAAUCGACGGCAAGGAAGUGGAUUUGCAUCCCGAUUUCCGGUUGAUUAUUCACUCCAAAUUGGCCAACCCACAUUUUCGACCUGAAUUACAAGCUCAGGCUACUCUGUUAAACUUUACCGUCACUCGUGACGGACUAGAGGAACAACUUUUAGCUGAAGUUGUGCGGGCAGAAAGGCCAGACUUGGAGAAUUCACGAGCUGAAUUGGUCAAACAAGAAAAUGACUUUAAAAUCGCUUUGAAAGCUCUUGAAGAUGAUCUCCUACUUCGACUUUCUAAAGCUCAAGGAGCUUUCCUGGCCGAUUCACAGCUGGUAGAUUCUCUGGAACAAACUAAAGCUACCGCCAACGAUAUCACACAACGAGCGGCUGAAGCGGCCCAAACGGCUCAGGCCGUCAACGAAUUCCGUGAGCUCUACCGUCCAGCUGCAUCUCGAGCUUCGCUUCUCUUUUUCAUCAUUGGCGAUCUGCGUCAACUGAAUCCCAUUUAUCAAUUUUCAUUAAAAUCCUUUAUUGGGGUUUUUCAACGGGCAUUGGCAAAAGCCACUCCUUCGGCGGAUGUGGCCAUCCGAGUCAAUUACCUGGUCGACUCAAUCACCUACGCUCUGUUCCAAUACGUAGCCAGAGGAUUGUUUGAACAGGAUCGUUUGGUUUACACUGUUCAACAGACGUUCCAGAUUCUCAUAGCUUCAGGAGAUGUCGAUCCUGUUGAUGUGGACUUUUUCCUCCGCUUCCCAGUCGUUUCUGGUCUCAACGUUUCCGGCAGUCCAGUCGAUUAUCUCACUCCCUCUACCUGGAGCGUUGUCAAAAGUUUAUCGUCGACGGAUGAGUUCCGGCACUUGGAUCGAGAUAUCGAGUCUUCGUCUAAGAGAUGGCGCAAAAUUAUCGAAUCUGAAUUUCCCGAACGGGAACGACUCCCCCAAGAUUGGAAAACACGAUCUGCACUCCAACGCCUGUGCGUAUUGAGAGCCUUGCGGCCCGACCGAUUGUCUCACGCUCUUCGCCUCUUCAUUGAAGAGAAAUUGGGAUCACGCUACGUCGAAUCGCUUACCGUUGAAUUGUCGCAAUGUGUCGCGGAAAUGUCGCCGACUACACCGUUGUGUUUCAUUCUUUCGACGGGUGUCAAUCCGUUGCUGGAAGUGGAACAGAUUGCACGAAAAAUGGGUCGCACAGCCGACAACGGCCUUCUACACCUGGUCAGUUUAGGACAAGGCCAAGAAGGGAAUGCGGAGAAUGUACUGAAAAAAUCAUCCGAAUAUGGCCAUUGGGUCAUUCUUCAAAACAUCCAUCUUGUGAAAAAAUGGUUACCGACAUUGGAACGCCUUCUCGAACGAUUCGGUGCCAAUGCACACCCAGAGUACCGAGUUUUUCUAAGCGUUCAACCGCCGACUACCAAGACAUCCAGCGUCGUCCCUCAGGGUCUAUUGGAAUCCUGCAUUAAAUUGACCAGUGAGCCGCCUCGUGGAAUCAAAGCCAAUCUACACAUGGCACUCGAUCACUUUGAUCAAGAAGCGCUGGAGCAAUGUUCCCGUGAAGCUGAAUUCAAGACGCUCCUGUUCACUCUGUGCUAUUUCCACGCCGUCGUGACUGAGCGUCGCCAUUUUGGGGCUCAGGGCUGGAACAGAACGUACCCGUUCUCUGCAGGUGACUUGACCAUCAGUGUCAACGUGUUGCUCAAUUACAUCGAGAGUAGCGGCAAUUCCGGUCGAGUUCCUUGGGAAGAUUUGCGCUACUUGCUGGGCGAAAUCAUGUACGGUGGCCACGUCACAGAUGACUGGGAUAGACGUUUAACCCGCGCCUAUUUGGAAGAACUUUUACAACCGGAUCUACUCGACGGAGAACUGUUGCUAGCGCCCAAUUUCCCUGCGCCACCCAACAGGGAUUACUCCGGAUAUCAGCGUUAUAUUGACGAGUCUCUUCCGCCGGAAUCAACCUAUCUCUACGGAUUACACCCCAACGCUGAAAUCGGCAUCUUGACUCGCAGCGCUGGAAUGUUGUGCCGUGAACUUCUCGGACUGCAGCCCAGACAGGGUGCCGGUGUCAGUGGAGGCGCCGUGCUGAGCAAAGACGAUCGAGUCAAACAAAUUUUGGAUGAGAUCCUCGAAAAGUUACCGGAUGAGUUCCCGUUGGUAGAAAUUUGUAGCCGAUUGGAAGAAAAGACGCCCUUUAUGGUCGUUAUCGUUCAAGAAUGCGAAAGAGUCAAUGGCCUUUUGAUUGAGGCCAAACGAUCCCUCCGCGAACUCGACAAGGGACUUAAGGGAGAGUUGUCCUUGACAGAGGAUAUGGAGGAAAUGUCUUCGUCCCUUUACCUCGAUCAAGUUCCGGUCCGGUGGGCUAAACUGGCCUAUCCAUCAAUGUUGCCUCUGACCGCCUGGAUUACCGAUUUACAACAAAGACAUAAAGAGCUCGACAUUUGGCUUGUCGAUUUCCAGACACCUCCAUCGGUUUGGCUUGGAGGAUUUUUCAGUCCUCAGGCUUUCUUAACUGCUGUCAUGCAAACCGCCGCAAGGAGGGCGGAAUUGCCGCUGGAUCGAAUGACUUUAUCUGUAGAAGUUACCAAAAAAACCCGUGAAGAAAUAUCGUCUGCCCCUCGUGAAGGCGUUUACAUUCAUGGCUUAUUUUUGGAAGGUGCCCGAUGGGAUUCCAAUCUUGGUGUGUUGGCGGAAGCGAAACUCAAAGAACUGCAUCCACCCAUGCCCGUUAUUUACGUCAAGGCUGUCACGCAAGAUAAAUUAGAUAUUAGAGGAACAUACGAAUGCCCGGUCUAUCACACGCAACAGAGAGCCGAGACUUACAUCUGGAAUUUCCAGUUAAAAACGAGAGACAAACCAUCGAAAUGGGUUUUGGCCGGCACAGCUUUGCUACUUCAAGUUUAAACUAUUUAACCCAUUUAAUAUCUUGAAUACUAUAUACACAAAUCAUCUUCUGUAGAUAUAGUAUAUUAGCACACCUGGUAACCUAAUAAUAUAUACCCAACUAAAUUCGCCUCAAAUUAACAGCAUUUCCUGUAGUUAAAUUGGAACUUUCUAACAUUAUCUCUUAUCAUUAAUAAGUGGGUGUGUAGCAACUGGUUAACCAAGAACACCGUUUGUAUUAUUCAGGUUGUGUAGUAUAUUCAUGGCUUAUUGGUGCAAUCCUUCAUCCCACUUUGCAAUCGACGUUGUACCAAUAGUCACAGAGUUGCUUUUCAUCGUGAAACAAGGUACAUGUCGGACAAAUGAAGGAAACGAUGGGGUUGUCUUCGUAACAGUAGUGGAAAAUCUAAAAAGGGAUAACGACGUCCUUAUUAUUUUGAUCACAGCCCGUAGUCCCUGCACUUGAUAUUUGUUACCUUGCAAGACGCUUCUCUAUCUCUAUCUGCGUAAUAACCCGGUUGGCGGUCAUUACAAGAGAAUUCUGUAACUGGUAUUGAAAUGAUUUUUGUCACGGGUAAAUUAGAUCCAAAAUGGUCCAGCGCCAAGUCAACGGAAGGAUCAUCUGGCAGCGAACAGGCACCGGCUUUCGUCAGUUUUUUGGCAGCGGAUAACAUGGACGAGAAACGGUGCUUGGGCAUGGGUGUAGCAAGGUGUCCUUCAGCAACACUUCCUGCUAGGCCACUGGAAUUCUCGGUGAAAUGUUGGACUGCAGCCCCUUCUGGCAUUUGGUCGUCUGCGGAAGUCGACUCGAAUUGCGCCCACAACUUUUUUUUUUUUUAAUUUUCACCCACCGGAAAAUAGAUUUAGCACCAUAAAUGAGCCUACGGAAAAUGAGACACAACUAAAUUUUACCAGAAAGGUUGCGCACAUCACCACGAAGACGGACGGGGCCAUUCACCACCUCUCGAUCUGGAGUUGCUGCGUUCUAAACGAACGGCUGAUUGAAGACUGCGACAGAAGGUUAGCUGUGUCGGGGCAGUAGUUUUGAACAAUUCGAAAGUAAGCAGCCCAUAUAUCGUCGGUCUAACGUAGAAGUGUCUCAAGGUCUACUACUCAUAUCAGAUAUUUGUUUCCCGAUAACCUCCAAAUUGAUCCACGAGAAAAGUAUAUUCUGAAAUCACUAGCAUAGGUUACAAGAUAUCAUGUGAAAGGGCUAAUUCUUCCGGUUGGAGAGGGUGGACCCUUGAGGAUGGGUGGUAUAUCGAUAGCCGGAUGUCAAAAUUAAUUCUAGUCAUUCUCAGCGUCGACAUAAAUUGUGAUCGCAAAAGAUAAUGUUGUGGAAUCUUUUAUUAAUUACAGUUACAGGUUAAGUAAGAAUUUAAUAGACAAGAAGAAUUUCUUAAAAUUCAGAUUGGCUUUUUUUUGUUUUCAAAAUUAUUUUCCACUAGAGGCGCUUUCUUCUGCAAUCUAAAGCUAAUUUGAAUUGAAAUAUACCUAAAUGGUAGUGGUGAAGAAUGCAGGCUGAAUGUGGGGGAUUUUAAUUUUGUCCAUUAUUAAAAAAUUUUAUCUGUAAUGUGAUAUACGAUUCGAUGGAUUGUUUUGGAAUUUCAUAUUGUUAUAAAUAGUUUAAUGGUAGUGUAGGCGUAGAGGACACGACACGUGAUGAUGAUGAUGGACUGAUCGAACAAAAUUACUAAUAAAAAGAAAUAAAAGAAUCUGUUUUCGCUUUAGUAUUAUUUAUUGUUUCACUUGCAAAUUUUCUGAUCUCUGUACAGGAGGGGGGAGAUUCUUAAAGUGUGAUGUCACAAACGCAAAAUUUAAAAAACAUUAAAUCGAAAAAAUUUUCUGCGAUUUUUUUCACUUUUAAAAUGAUUUCCUGAUCUAUUAUUAUUUUUUUUUACUUAUAUGAUGCGAAGGGGUGUCAAAAUUCAAGAUAAAAUGCUUUCAUCUUUAAUUAAUUAUAGCCUAAAAUUUCAGGGGGUUUAGCGAUUUGUGACGUCAUUUUGAUGGGGGGAGAAAAGGUUGAUUCAAAUUCAAAUACUGCAAAAAUUCCCUCUUAGAUCGACCUACUCUGGAUCGGGAAAUGUGGAGACUAUAGAUGGCGUCGCUGUCUUGUCAAUAGAGCAGACGAUAGUGUCAACUCACUCGUUGAGUCGUUGGUGUGAUAGUGUGUCCACUUUGUUAAGCCAAACAUAAAUAAUCAAUAAAUCGUAAAAGUGCAUUGUAAAUUGUUGCUUUCUACGUAAAUAGCACAAAAUGGGUCGUACCUGUGAUAUCAUUGGAUGCACAAAUUCAAAUUACAAGACGGAAAAAUUAAGCUAUCACAGUUUACCAUCAAAUGAACUUUUGAGAGGAAAAUGGCUAGAGGCCAUUAGUGCAAAUGGAGGAUUUCGGCAGUCUAAAACGAGAAAGAAAGCGCACAACUGCGACAACACAUAUAUUUGUGGGGAACAUUUUUCAGAAGACUGCUACAUUCCGACAUCAAAGCAGAAACAUCUAAAACCUACCGCUGUCCCAACAUUCCCUCCAACAAAGAAACAAAAGUGUAUAGAAAACAACAGUUCAGAUGAUGCUACAGAAGGUUAUGUUCACAAGAGUGAAAGCCCAUUUCAAGGGACACCUGAAACAUCUGGAGAUGAAUCACCACCCAAAACUAAGCGAGCUUCUAAAUCAAAGAAAAAGAAAGCUGCAGAAAAAUCAAGGCAGAAUAAAUCUCCAGUUCUGUCAGAUAUUGUGAUAACAAAUAUUAUUGAUCAAUAUAGAGGACUGUUACUCAUGAUGAAGAAGAGUUUACCAUCAGAUGUACUUCUUCUCAAAAUUAAUCGGUUGACGGAGAGGAAUCUGUGGGCACCCUCAAGCAAUUGGAGAGAGAUAUCAAAAAUGGCUUCCGGACAUUGGAAAUGCUUGACAGUUAUUUGCAGCGUAUAUUUAAGGAAAAGCAAGAACUUGAGUUUGGAGAAUCCUUGGCGCAUUUGACGGUGCAAAAGGAAGAAACUCAACAGCAGCUGAUCCAUAGAAAAGAAGAAAAAUUGACAAAAGAAAUGGCUUGGACAGAAGAACAAAAGUCUGUCUAUGAACUCCAACAGAAUUUGCUCGAUAAAAACACGGAACUUGUCGGACAUUUAAAAUUCAAUGGAGUUCAUUCAACUUUCAACAAUAGAACUCCAAUAAAUUCUUUAAUUAUUUUCAUGUCCGACAAGGCGACAAUAGAACUUCAACGAUUUUAAAAGUCCAACAAUGGAGGAAUCUUUUGGCUCCGUCAGUAGGUGGCUAAAAUCAUGUUGUCCCCCAGCCGCCAGAUGACGCGUGUGUCUUUGAGAGGACGAAAUUUUUCGCCAUUUUGUUCCGUAACGCCAAUUGAAAAGGUAUUACAAAUUCGUUACUGGAUUGAGGUGUCGAUCUACAUUUUCAGUAUUAAAACUGAAUGGGCAAUCUGGCAUAUAUUUUCCACUUGGCCAAAUAAUCGAUCGCGUGGGCUGAAGAGUGAAGACAUGCUGUCCAUUUUGCCGAAAUGUCGUCCGUUGUUAGAUGUAUGGAUGUACGUCUCAUCUCACGCAGAAACACUACAUUGGUGUUCAGGUUGGAGAUUGCUUAACUGUUGCAGAAUGUGAGAACCCAACAAAGUGUGCGCUGUAUGGUUGGCAUCAUUACAGUGGUUUUGUUGCAGCCAGCUGGUGAAAGGUGUGAUCGAGUCAAGUUGAGCUACUGCAUGCAGUUUAUCGAGCUGGUGUUAUCCUGAAGUGUCAUUGCAGGAAGACUUUUUGGAAUGGACUUGGUGAUACUUAAACUAUGCCUGUGCUGUUCAAUGUGCAGUGGUUUUGCAGCCUGUUUCCAGUCGAGAGAUGUGAUUAUGCAGCUGAUACAGGAUUACAGAAAAAGAACUGAAGUAGCUGUGCUGGUGUUCACCUGAAAUUGCUGUGCCACAAGUGUUGCAGAUAGUGUUUUGUUCCUCAUAGAAGUUUAUUUAAAGAGUCUGGAGAUGAUCAGCUACUUCUGCCUUUUAAUUAUGUAAAACUUCAAAGUUGUAAGAAAUAUACAAGUCGAGUGCUAAA